AUGAAAUUGAAAAAGGAUUUCAAGAUGAACUUCAAUUACGAAUUUUAAAUCAGGUAUGGUACAUCAAAUGUUAAUGAUAGAUUAAAAUUAGAAAACAUUGAAAGCAAUAAUUCGUAUUUUUUUUAAUAAUUUGGUAUUUGAUUUAUUUUUAUUAUAUAAUAGAAGGUUUAUUAAAAAAAGAAAUAAGAAUUUCAAGAUAAAUCAUCAUCCAUCGAAGAAUUUAGAAAGAUUGGAAAUGGAAAUGACAGAACUCAAAAAAAUAAUGAAUGA
Messenger RNA from Paramecium pentaurelia, 270 nucleotides. Lineage: Eukaryota; Ciliophora; Oligohymenophorea; Peniculida; Parameciidae. The record is from the annotation of a GenBank genome assembly.